CACGCUCGCAUUAAGAGCACUGGCUCAGAAGAUAUGAGCUCAUCUUUAACUUCAGUGUUCAUCAGGUGGCAAGUGCGUUUUGCAGAGAAAAGGCUACACAUGGUGGUUCUCUUAUACUUUGCAUUCUUCUCAACGCUUAUUUCUGCAACAUCUCGAAAUUUCCCAGCUGAUUUCAAGUUCGGAACUUCAACAGCUGCAUACCAAAUAGAAGGCGCGUGGAAUCUUGAUGGGAAAGGCGAAAGUAUUUGGGAUAGAUAUGUACAUACGAAGAGUAAAGAAGUAGUGAACGGGUCAACAGGUGAUGUUGCUGCCGACUCCUAUCAUCACUGGCGCGAAGAUGUCAACCUAGUUGCUCAACUGGGGCUGGAUUUCUAUAGAUUCUCGAUUUCUUGGCCACGAAUUUUACCAACUGGUCUACCAAAUAAGAUAAAUAAGGCUGGGGUGAAGUACUACAGCGACCUAAUAGAUGCCCUGAUAGCGCGGGGCAUCGAACCUGUAGUCACUCUGUACCAUUGGGACCUACCUGUGAAGCUGCAAGAUUUAGGUGGCUGGACCAAUCCCCUGAUUGCUGACUGGUUUGAAGACUACUCUAGAGUAAUCUUCUCCUUCUACGCUGACAGAGUGAAAACCUGGUUGACCAUCAACGAAGCGAUUGUGGUGUGUGACUUCAAUUACAACCUGGGGAGAUAUGCGCCUGGGAUCCAAGAGUCUGAGAUAGCACCAUUCCUGUGCAAUAAGAAUAUACUCUUGGCUCAUGCAAGAGCAUACAGACUAUAUGAGAGAGAAUACAAAGAGAAGUAUAAUGGUAAGAUAUCCCUGGCUAAUAACGUACUAUGGAUUGAACCCAAGGAGGUACCCCGUGACUCGUUCUUAGCGGAACUCGGCUUAGAACAUAUGGUGGGACGUUACUCACAUCCGAUCUAUUCUAAAAAGGGGGGCUGGCCACACAGCCUGGAGAAACACAUUCGAGCGUACAGCUUGAAACAAGGUUACAACACGUCGUGUCUACCAGCAUUCACCGAAAAAGAGAAAAAGUUAAUAAAAGGCACCGCGGAUUUCUACGGCCUGAACUAUUACACUACGCGCGUCAUCAGACCCGCUCAGGCUGGGGAACGCGGAACGUGGUUCGUGGACGGCUCUCCAGAGAUCAACGCCAUGUUGGAAGUUCCACCAGACGCCAAAAUUGGAGUGUCUCCUCUAAUUGCUAAUUAUCCAAAAGGCAUAAGAAAGAUGCUGUCUUAUCUCAAGAGUACAUAUGGUGACAUAGAAUUCCUAAUCACCGAAAACGGUUAUCCAGAUAGGGGGGAAAUCGAAGACUAUGAAAGAGUGAAAUUUUUGAAGGAUCACUUGGAACAGGUAUACUUGGCCAUCAACGUCGACAAUGUCAAAGUCACGGGAUAUUCCUAUUGGUCACUUAUAGACACCUUCGAGUGGUUAGAUGGAUACAGCACAACAUUCGGACUCUUCGAUGUGGAUUUCAAAGACCCAAAACGUCACAGAUAUCCUCGUCUCUCGGCGUUUUACUACGAAUGUAUUGUGAACAGUAAUUCAUUGGAUGUCCCCGACGAGUGUGUGUCCACUGAGGCGCUAACACAUUAUAAUAAGAACAAAUUAGCUAAUAAUAGUGAAUAUUUACGGGUCAAUUAUGUGCUUUUAAUAUUAUCUCUAAUUUUGAUAUUGAAUUAGGUGACUGCUUAUGUCUAUAGCUGUUCCUUAGUCUAUGUACAAUCUGUUUACAGUAGUUAUCAAAGUAAAACCAAAUUUUCAUUUUUAAUUAAAAAACCAAAGGAUUACGUACCAUCGUUCAAGAUAUAACAAUCUGUACUCAUAUUAAGCCAUCACUUCACAAUAAACAUUGAUAAUUUGCAUGACAGCCAUUUUAAAAAUCGCCAUGUUGGUUUUUGUUAUCUGUUCUGUCAAACUUGAGUUGGCAGAUUUAAGAUGUUAUUGAUGACCACUGUCUUAGUGAUAGUGUUACUUUAAAAAUAUAAUAUUAUUGUAAAUUUUAUUUAUUUAUUAUAGACAUACUACAGGCUAUUCGAAACAUAAUAUGAUAUGAAACAUCUUGAACAGAAUAGCCUUCGUACGUAUAUGUACGUACAGCUGUUGUAGUAUUAAAAAGAAAGUAGGUCGAUACAAAGAAUGUAAAGUAUUUUUUAGUAUUUUUUCUUCUUAUAUAUACUUAUAUUUAUUCUUAUAUACACACUCAUAUGUAUGUACACAUAUGAGUGUGUAUAUGGCUUAUGGAUAACCUAAAUACAUUAUUGGUACGCGCGGUUAGUGUCAAUUAUCUACACGGGAAGCGUGGAAUUCGAUAAAGUUUUUUUUGUGUAUGAAUAUAUGAAUGAUUUGAAUUAUUCCUUGUAAAACAAUAUGCAUAUCAGCUACGAUUUCAUUUUAUCUGACAUCAAAAGUUUAGAAUAUUUUUAAGUAAUUAUUUUUUUAUUUUACAAAUCGGUCGUAUUCGCCUUAUGUAACAUUUUGGAUAUACUUUUAAAUAUAGCCCUGUUUCAUGAAAUGUUUGCUGUGUGCCUAGAGUUUGUGGUACGUUCACUGAUCUGUAUAAAUACCACUGGACAGGCUGUUCCAUAUGUUUGACAGCAAAUUUUUUGUGCCUAUUUUAAGCGCCACUCGCGAGCGUCCAGAGAACUAAUUUUGACGUAUAAUACAAUUGGCUUCGAGAGAAACAUACAAAACUCUGAAGUAUUAUUGCAUUUUGAAUUAAUUUCGGUCGUUUUCCGUGUUAUUUAUACUUCUGGAAUCAACGUAAUAAAGAAGACAAUUUUCGUUUUGUAAAUAGUUUUCCUAUUGAUGUUUGUUUAGCUGAGGUUGUCAUCACUAGUUUUAGUACCGCAGACUCUCGCUCCAUUGCCAACAGCGCCAAAAUGGCGACUAUCAAACAGGCACAAAAGCACUUUGACAGCCGCCAGUCUAGUGGUAAAUAGUAGAGGUCAGUGGGUACGUUGUAUACUACGGAUCACAAUAGUUUGCCAAUAGAAAUAGGUGUGAUAGCUGUAAUGUCCCAGACAAACACUGCACAUUAAGACAUUUUACUUUUACUGCCACAUUUGAUAGUAUCGGAUUAAUAAAUUGUAAAUAUUCAUAUAAGAUUAGUUGGAAGUAGGUAAAUUAUUAUUAAAGUAUUUAUAUAUAAAU
This is a messenger RNA of Leptidea sinapis, 3156 nucleotides long. Its product is annotated as myrosinase 1-like. Gene Ontology annotation, molecular function: beta-glucosidase activity. Gene Ontology annotation, biological process: carbohydrate metabolic process. Bases 34 to 1686 code for a protein of 550 amino acids. The transcript is spliced from 12 exons. The record is from RefSeq and is a predicted model, not a curated record. Lineage: Eukaryota; Metazoa; Arthropoda; Insecta; Lepidoptera; Pieridae.